Messenger RNA from Drosophila takahashii, 1698 nucleotides. RefSeq names its product transcription factor grauzone. Gene Ontology annotation, cellular component: nucleus. Lineage: Eukaryota; Metazoa; Arthropoda; Insecta; Diptera; Drosophilidae. Gene Ontology annotation, molecular function: DNA-binding transcription factor activity, RNA polymerase II-specific; zinc ion binding; RNA polymerase II transcription regulatory region sequence-specific DNA binding. The record is from RefSeq and is a predicted model, not a curated record. Gene Ontology annotation, biological process: regulation of transcription by RNA polymerase II.
GCGAUCUGGCAACGCCACGUGUGCCGUCGCGCAAUGAUAUGUCGCCUCUGCCUGGACAAUGCGGAGCACAGCGUGCCGAUCUUCGACCAGGAGGAGCAGCAGCAGGAGGAGGCGCCCUCCCAUCUGGCUGAGCUAAUUGAAAAGCACCUGCAGUUGGUGCUCCUGCCCAACGACGCGGUGUCCAAGUGCCUGUGCACCCAGUGCUGGCAGCAGCUGGCCGACUUCGAGCAGUUCUGCGCCAUGGUGAUGAAGAAGCAGCUGGGCCUGCAGCAGCUGAAAAUGGAGCCUUUUUCGGAGGACGACGAGGAUGCGGACACCAAGGCGCAGAUCCUGUGCGAGCCGGAGAUCGAUGUGAGUCCCGCGCCGGCGGACAACGAGGAGUGCAACGAGAUCGAUGGCGAUGCGAGCAGCAAGAGCAGCAGGAGCAGCAGCAGGAUGCCCUCGCCCAUCAGGCGAACAAUGCGACCAAGGGCGGCGGCAGCACCCAAAAGCCGGGUGGCCAAGGCGAAGGCCAAGACGAAGCGCCACCAGGAGGAAGCGGACGAGGAUGAGGAGGCGGAGGGUGACCCAGAAAGCCGUAGCACCAAUAGCCGCGAAAUGGACAGCUACAUCGCGCUGCAUGGCCGCCUGGAGUGCUGCCUGUGCGGCGGCAGCGACGACGAUCAGUUCCAGAGCUUCGCCGAGAUGAAGCGUCACUUCCGCAGCCAUCACCAGUCCGCCGGCUAUGUGGUCUGCUGCCAGCGGCGCUACAAGAAGCGCGCCCUCUACGUCGACCACCUGCGCAUGCACAACGAUCCCGAUUACUUUCGUUGCAAGAUCUGCGCCAAGCAGCUGGUCAGCCGCAUCAGCUACGACGUGCACAUGCUGCGCUUCCACUCCAACGAGGACGAGCUGAGCUUCGCCUGCAAUCAGUGCUCGAAGCGCUUCUCCAAGCAGUUCCUGCUCACCAUUCACUCGCGGGUGCAUCAGCAGGAGCGGAAGGAGCAGUGCAAGCAUUGCGAUAGAUCCUUUCGCACCGCCGUCGAUCUGCGGCUGCACAUGCGACGCACCCACGACCCCGCCUUCGUGCCCUUCAUCUGCGACGCCUGCGGCGCCAAGUUCAAGACGAAGCAGAAUCUGCUCGUCCACAAGCGCACCGUCCACCGCGAGGGCUCCCAGCUGCCGGAGGUGCAGUGCCAGGAGUGCCAGGUGUGGCUCUCCGACGAGAACAGUCUGCGCAAGCACAUGUACAUGCAUCUGGACGCCGCCUCGCUGCGCCAGUGGAAGUGCGAGCAGUGUGGUCUGGAGAAGGGCUCGCGGGCGAAGCUGGCCGCGCACAUACGCUACCAUCAUCCGAAGGAGUAUCACAAGUGCACGCACUGCGGCAAGGAGUUCAAGAGCAGUCGGGGAUUGGAGGAGCACACGGCCACCCAUACGGGACAGGAUCUGUACGAGUGCGCCUUCUGCGAGCGCACGUUCAAGAACUCGGGCAACAUGCACAAGCACCGCAGGCAGAUGCACGCCGCCCAGGUGGCCGCCCUGCAGCAGCAGAAGAAGGUGCGGCCCAGCAGGCGCAAGGACAAGGGCGAUCUGCUCCUGGACGUCCUGGCCGCCGGGGGAAAGGAACUGAAUCACGCCAUGGGCGGGGCAGUAGGAGUGGGCGACAUGAACGACUGAUCGAUUCCAAGGGCCAAAUAAACACACAUUGGAAUUAAGUAA